AUGGCUCUUCGCGUUGCGCUGCUCCUGUUGGCGCUGGCAACUGGAAAGUCUUCUUCAAAAGAAUGGUUUCAAAACAUAUCUACCAGACUGUUCGACUUACCUGGAGAUAUUUUGAUCGGAGGCCUAUUUCCGAUCAAUGAUGGCUCCAGCAACCUCAGCGAGCAACUCAAACCAAAUGAUAUUGAAUGUUCAAGUCUGGAUCCAUACGGACUGGGGCUCGCCAUAGUGAUGAAGUAUGCUGUGGAUGAAGUGAAUGCCAAUCCGAAGCUGUUGCCUGGGAUCCGUCUGGGUUACAAAAUACAUGACACAUGCAGACAGUCCUCAGUCAUCAUCAGACCAACCAUCUCCUUUUUGACAGAGAAAUCCACAAAAGUUCUUUCAGUGCAGUGCAACUACACCGACUAUGAGACCAGUGUAGCUGCUGUGAUCGGCCCCAACGGCUCAGAAAUGGUUUCGGUGAUCGGAAAACUACUUGGAUUCUUUCUCAUGCCACAAAUCAGUCACCGAGCCACAAGUGACCAGUUCAGCGACAAAAGUCUGUACCCAUCAUUCUUCCGCACCGUGCCCAGUGAUAAAUGGCUGGUGGAGGUGAUGGUGCUGCUCAUAAAGGAGUUUAAGUGGAACUGGGUGGCAGUGGUCGGCAGUGAGGAGGAGUAUGGCCAGAUGGGAGUGCAAGAGUUCUCCAAACUGGCAGAGAAGAGCAAACUGUGUGUGGCUUACCAGGCCCUGAUCCCAGUCUACACAGACCCAGCACCAGCCAUAGAGGUCAUCAUCAACAACAUCAAAGCCUCAAAUGUCAGUGUCAUCGUGGUCUUCUCUUUGUCAGAACCUACAGCUGCUUUAUUCAGAGAGGUUGUAAAGCAUCAAAUCACUGGUGUGUGGAUUGCGAGCACAAGCUGGGCGAACAGAGUGUUUGAGAUCCCAGGUAUCCAGUCCAUUGGGACUGUUAUUGGCUUCACAGAUAAGAUGGAGAGUGUGGACUUGCUGGUAGAAUACGCACAAGCUCUGUUCAUGAAGAUCAGCCAAGAAAACUUAAAACCGACUCAGCAGGAGCAGAGUGAAUCACACAAUCCCUGUCCCCAGUGCUGGAACCUGUCUGUGGCCAACAUCAGCCUUAUGGAGCAAGUCGGAGUGAAACAGGCGGCUUUCAGCGUGUAUGCUGCCCUCUACAGUGUGGCAGAGGCACUACACAAGCUUCUCUUGUGCGAUGACAAAGCAUGUGACUGGAAACCUGAGACAAAAGUGUACCCCUGGAAGCUCUUACAGGUUAUGAAAAAUAUUUCUUUUUACAUUAAUGGAAAAAAGUUUGAAUAUGAUAACAAUGGAAACCCAAACAUUGGAUACAAUGUGAUCCAGUGGGCUUGGAACAACUCAAAUCUACUUUUUAAAAAUGUCGGAGCAUUUCAACAACAGACUUUGUCCCUCAACAAAUCCCUUUUCACGUGGCACACAGAGGGUUCAACGGUGCCAGUGUCGACCUGCUCCGCAGCCUGUGAUCCUGGACAAGUGCGUAGAGUCAAAGGGUUCCACUCCUGCUGUUUCGACUGCAUCGAUUGUCAGCCCGGAACCUACCAGGCCGACGCAGAGGACAGACAGUGCACAUCUUGUCCACGCCGCCAGUGGUCCACCGUACGCAGCACAUCCUGCACUGAUCCCACCUUUGAGGUCCUGUCAUGGGACAUGACAGAGUCUGUGGUGAUGGUGAUAGCUGGAGCUCUGCUGCUGCUGUGCCAGAGUGCAGUGCUGUUGCUGUUCCUCAGACACAGGAGCAGUCCUCUGGUGCUGGCCUCAGGUGGGACACUGGCCUUUGUGGCGUUGCUUGGCCUGAUGGGGGCGUGCCUGAGCCUGGUGCUGUUCCUGGGACAGCCCACAGACACAGUGUGUCGGUUGCAGGUGCCACUCACCUCCAUUUGGCAAACAGUGGCUCUGUCCAUCCUCGCCUCCAUUUCUCUACAGGUGUUCUUUGUGUCAGAGUUCCCUCAGCGGGCCGCCCCUCACCUCCAUACCAUCCGUGGCCCGGGCAGCUGGCUCCUGGUGCUGUCCUGCUGUGUGGCUCAGGCUGGUAUCUGUGGCUGGUUUGUGCAGGAGGGCCCUUCUCUCUCAGCCUACAUGGAGAAAAUGGAGAUCACCUUUGUGCGUGCGUUUCUGAGCUGCCCUGUGGAGCCGCAGAUUGGCUUUGGUCUGUUACAGGGCUUUAAUGUGGUCCUGGCCCUGGUCUCCUUCUUGUGCACAUUCAUGGCUGUGAAGCCUUUUCACCAGUACAACCUGUCCCGGGACAUCACCUUCUCCUGCCUCAUUUACUGUGUCAUCUGGGUCACCUUCAUCCCCAUUUACAUCGGGCUGAAAGGCAAGCAGAAGUCCAUUGUGCACAUCUCUUUCUCUCUGUCCAGUAACUUUGGGCUGAUGGCAGCGUACUUCUUCCCCAAGUGCUUUCUGAUGAUGAGGAACCCUGAGCUCAACAAAGCUGAGUAUUUCUGCACCGUUCUGGAGGGAGUUCCUCCAACUCUUCCUGAAGACGAGCCGCAGCCUCAAACUCAGACUGAAUCCGUCCAUUAA
Messenger RNA from Knipowitschia caucasica, 2556 nucleotides. The record is from the annotation of a GenBank genome assembly. NCBI's taxonomy places the organism in Eukaryota, Metazoa, Chordata, Actinopteri, Gobiiformes, Gobiidae.